Pleurotus ostreatus (oyster mushroom) is the source of this 765-nucleotide messenger RNA. RefSeq lists its product as uncharacterized. The record is from RefSeq and is a predicted model, not a curated record. The coding region runs from base 1 to 765 and encodes 254 amino acids. Lineage: Eukaryota; Fungi; Basidiomycota; Agaricomycetes; Agaricales; Pleurotaceae. The transcript is spliced from 2 exons.
AUGACUACCACCACUACAAUCACUUUCUACGACAUUCACGCAAAUGUAGAUCCUGUACCAACUAUGUCGCCCAGCACCCUUCGCGUCAGAUACGCUCUGAACUUGAAGGGCAUUGCAUUCAAAACCGUAUGGGUUGAGUUCCCAGACAUAGAACAAGUCUGUAAAGGACUCGGCGUUGCGCCAACUGGGAAGAGUCGAGACGGGAAGCCUCGGUACACGUUGCCUGCUAUCAAGGAUGUUUCUACAGGGAUCGCGCUCUCCGACGGAGCCGAAAUAAUCGAGUAUCUGGACAAAGCGUAUCCCAACACGCCCACACUCCUGCCUCGAGAUACCAUUGCUUUGCAACUCGCGACCUACAGCGCUCUAGUGCCCCGCUUUCUUGCAAUUUAUCCGCUGUACGCAGCGCGCGCUGUGCGGUUGUUCAACCCCGGCACCCAGCGCUGGUGGCGCGAGACAAGAGCGGUGCUGUUCGGUAAGUCACUGGAAGAGGCAGAGCCGAGGGGCGAGGAGAAGACGAAGGCGCUGAAUAAAUUCAUAGCGGAUUUUGGGGAGGUGUAUCAGUGGAUGAGUCGAGGCGACGGAUCGUUCUCAACGGGUGAUCGAACGGUGUCUUUCGUCGAGUUGACGCUGGCGGGCAUGCUUAACUCAUUGAAGAUAGUAUUUGGGGAGGAUAGCGAAGAGUGGCAGAAGAUUGCUUCGUGGAACAACGCCAGUUGGCUACCGUUCCUCGCGAAGUAUGAGCAAUAUCAUAAGGCUGCCGGUUAA